AUGAUUAAAUUACCUUUUUAUAGUUUUAAUAAAAAUUCCUUACUUGUACAGUGUUUCAAAUCAGCAUGUGUAUAUUACAUACCUCAGAAUUUAUUAGUUCUUAGUGCUUUUAUUUUUUAUAAAUAUAAGAAAAGUCAAUUUAGUAAUGGGAAAAGAAUUCCUAUAACAAACUGCAGUGAAGCAAUACAUAAUUUUGUGGUUGAAAAAAAAUUAAAAAAAGAUGACAUAAAAAUACAGAAAAAAAAAAAUGUAUACAUCAUAUCGUUAGUUUAA
Plasmodium adleri (nom. inval.) is the source of this 273-nucleotide messenger RNA. RefSeq names its product protein MPODD, putative. The record is from RefSeq and is a predicted model, not a curated record. Bases 1 to 273 code for a protein of 90 amino acids. Lineage: Eukaryota; Apicomplexa; Aconoidasida; Haemosporida; Plasmodiidae. The transcript is spliced from 2 exons.